Messenger RNA from Alnus glutinosa, 1719 nucleotides. RefSeq lists its product as uncharacterized. The coding region runs from base 191 to 1363 and encodes 390 amino acids. Lineage: Eukaryota; Viridiplantae; Streptophyta; Magnoliopsida; Fagales; Betulaceae. The record is from RefSeq and is a predicted model, not a curated record. The transcript has 10 exons. Gene Ontology annotation, molecular function: nucleic acid binding.
CUUUUGCAAGGAAUGGGCAGAAAUGGAUUUGUGGGCGUAGAUAUGACACUUGGAAUAUUCACACUCCAUCACAAAUCCCCGCCUUGGAGUGCAUUAUCUGACACACACACACACCCAAUCCGAUCCAAAUACCCCCCCCCCCCCCCUUGACCCCCUCACUUCCACUCUCUUCUUCGCCCGUUGCCAAAACAUGCCAAUAUUCAGUACUGCGACGCUAGGAUCGGUCUCGGGCAUUUCCUUUCCCUCGCACAUCUUCACCAGCGAUGCCUCUUACACUUCUCCUCUUCAAUUCCCUUCUCUCGUUAACCAUUCCCACAAGUCUCCCACCAGAAGAAACUCUUUCCACACUGCCAAAGUCUCCGUCUCUGGCAACGCCAACACCGAAGUUUCCGAGCUAGCCCCCGCUACCCAACUUCCCGAUGACUCGUCUGCCUCACCGGAGACAGUUCGACAAGCUCGGAUAUCUUCUGAUUGGGAGGCUGCAAGGGCUUAUAAUGGUAGUGGAUUCAUCUACGAGGGCAGGAUUGAAGGUUAUAAUGGUGGAGGCUUGCUGGUCCGGUUUUAUUCUCUUGUAGGUUUUCUGCCGUUCUCACAGUUGAGUCCAUCACAUUCUUGUAAAGAAUCACGCAAAAGCAUCCAUGAGAUUGCUAAGGAUUUAACAGGUUCAGAUAUUUCUGUGAAGGUAAUCCAAGCAGAUGAGGAGAACAAGAAGUUGAUACUCUCUGAAAAGGAAGCUGUCUGGUCAAAAUUUUCUGAACAAGUUAAUGUAGGGGAUAUUUUUGAAGCAAGAGUGGGUUCUGUUGAGGACUAUGGUGCCUUUAUCCAUUUACGUUUCCCUGAUGGUUUUUAUCAUCUCACUGGACUGGUGCAUGUCUCAGAGGUUUCAUGGGAUUUAGUUCAGGAUGUAAGAGACAUCCUAACUGAAGGUGAUGGAGUUAGGGUGAAAGUUACAAGUGUUGAUAGGGAAAAGUCAAGGAUUACCCUGUCAAUCAAGCAGUUGGAGGAAGAUCCACUCCUAGAAACGUUGGACAAGGUUAUACCUCAGGAUGCCUCUGCUGUUCCUGAUUCUUUGAGCAAUAGCAACAUCAGUACCAUUGAACCACUUCCAGGUCUUGAAGCAAUAUUUGAAGAGCUCCUACAGGAAGAUGGUAUAGAUGAUGUAAGAAUCUGUAGACAAGGGUUUGAGAAACGGGUGGUUUCACAAGAUCUGCAGCUUUGGCUUUCAAAUGCACCACCUACUAACCAGAAAUUCACUCUCCUUGCCCGUGCUGGAAGGCAGGUGCAGGAAAUACAUCUGACAACGUCGCUUGAUCAGGAAGGUAUCAAAAAGGCAUUGCAGCGAGCAUUAGAACGUGUCCCAUAAUUUAGUCAGUGUUCCAUUCGGUGAUUAUCCAAUGAUUGUGGCUCUUCUGUACAGAAGUUAUUGUCAAUGAGUAAUGCUACACUUCACACUCAUUCUAUAAUACUACUUCACACCGGUUGAUGUGGCAUGAGCUGAACGGAGGUUGAAAGUUUUUUGUUUUUAAGUGGCCAUUCAAUUCAUGCCACAUUAGCCAAUGCGAAGGGGGUGUGAUAAAAUGGGUCUGAAGAAAAGAUUUAUUCAUUGUGAAUUUAGAAUCUGGCCAUUGUGAGCUGUAUAUAUUCCUACAGGUGUUAAAUUUUCAACUAAACUUUAAUAUUUGAUUGCACAUCGAGAAUGCAUUGAUAGUUCAACUUCUA